GAGAAUCUGGAGAACGAUGCUCUUCUCGCCACUGACGCCGGAGCAGCUCCUCAGCGCGCGUGCAGCUUGAAACGAGCGGGACUCGUGGCCGUACCCUUGGCGUGCGCUGUGCUAGCGGCCACCGUCUGGGCAUCGUCCACACCUACGCUGAGGGCUGCAAAAGACCUGCUGGAACCAGAAUACAACAUGCCAGAGGAGGUGGAUGACCUGGAUGCUAUCACCAUUGAGGCAUCCGACCCGAAUGAUUUCCUGACUGGAGGUCACGCUUAUUCCGCGCUGCCAGUAAAUGAUGCCAAGGCGAAGAGUGGACGAUGCAUCCUUUGCAACCCGAACGAGUGCACACUGGACUACUCUGGAAAAGGAUCUUGGACCAGUUGCCCUGUUCAUGCGCCUUACUUCUCAGAGGCUCAUUGCAAAUGUGUCAAAUCCAAUGUUUGCCAAGAUGCCUCGCCGGUCCUCUCUACAUGCCGUGUUUGCCCCAACUGCGCCAACAAGCCUUGUGCCAUCGGCGGAAAAAGUUAUCGAUGCCCGCAGCAAACGCCGUACUAUAUGGCCAGCAAGAAGCUUUGUUCCAACCAGUGUCAGCCACCUCCUGGCCCUGCUCCACCACCGUACAUGCCUUGGCUGGCGACCACGCCACCGCCAUCAAUUGCGCAUACCGAUAUAGCGCCUCCGCCGACGCCGGGUAAGACGGAUUGGGCUGCAACGACGGCACCAUCAGCGGAGUGUAAACAGGAGACCGGAGGUCAGUGCAGUUGGUUCGGGUGCAGUUCAAGUCGAAAGGCCACGUGCAAGAGCGGAAAGUGUAUUUGUGACACAAGCAAAGGCUUGUGUGCAAAGAACGGCAAGUGUGUCAAGGCAUCAAUCCCCAGCUCCGUGACAAGCCCACCAAGCUCCGCAUCGACAUGCAAGAGUGGCGACACAGGCGUUUCCUGCCGAUGGGCGGACUGCGACAAAAAACUUGGCAAAACCGUGUGUGAUGGCAUGGUUCAUGGGAUGGGCAGCUACAAAUGCAAGUGCAAGCUCCACUACUGCUACGACACGACCUUGAAGAAGUGCGUCAAGUCCACCUGA
Molecule: messenger RNA, 1074 nt
Organism: Symbiodinium sp. CCMP2456
Lineage: Eukaryota; Dinophyceae; Suessiales; Symbiodiniaceae
Source: the annotation of a GenBank genome assembly